CUCGUCGCUGCGUUUCUAGCAUCUCAGUUGAUAAUUUAGCAUCUAGGCCAGGGAGUCUGACAGAACGGAAUAAAAUCAGUCCGGGGUACGGAGAUGCCAUAAAAAAAAAAAAUAAUAAAAAAUGAUGAGAGGAGCCGCCGAUGUUGGGACGAGUGGUGAUAAAAUUGUGUGACGUAAAAUUAGGCGCAGUGAAAAAAACGAGCAACAUCUCGUUGCGAGAAAUGUCGAAGAAAGGAUCGUCCAAGAAGGCUAGGGAGAAGGUGAAAACAGUUUUUCUGCGCGUGUUUCAGCCUCGCCUUACUUGUCCAGUUACUUUGGACAAAAGCGGUAACGUGUUGAUCAAAAUUCAAGCCAAGCCGGGAGCCAAGCACAACAAUGUAACAGACAUUUCCGAAGCGAGUGUCGGAGUCGCUAUAUCAGCACCUCCGGUCGAUGGCGAAGCAAACACAGAGCUGGUGAAAUACCUGACGUCGGUACUGGGCGUAAGGAAAUCGGACGUGUCUUUGGACAGGGGUUCGAAGAGUCGUCAGAAGACCGUCAUCGUGUCUAAUCAGACCGUGGAAAAGGUUCUCGAAAAACUUCGAGAGGAAAUGCAGACGAGCGGUUGACUUCGGUUAAUUGUAUGUAUUUUGGGUAAAAAUUUGUUUUAACAUAUAAAUUUUAGGAUUAUCAACGAACUCUGUUAAAUGUCGAGUUGAAACAACAAGCACACUCAUACACACACAUAAAAAGCAUAAUCAUGCACACGUACGCAAAUAUAUUUAUAUCAGUAUAUAUAAACUGCAUUAAAUUACAUAUAUUAAAUACAAUCAUUUUUAAUUAACCAUCGUUAAAUACGCGCGGGAUCCACGUCUAAAAUAUGCAACUCUCAAAGUUUCGUUAUUUGAUUCCAGCGCGCGUGGCUCAAAAAAUUAAGAUAGUGUUAUAAAAUUAAUAUGGCGCUUUAAACGGCGUGAAAAACAUAUCCAACUCAAAUAUUCAGGGGGGUAAUCUCACAUCACGGUGACUUUUUUUCAAUAAUUUCUUUUUCGUAUUAAAAUUUAUAUAUAAUAAUGAUUUCAAAUUUUUACAUAUAAAAUAGGAAGAUAUAAAGCAAUGCGGGAAAAAAAACCAAGGAGAUCAACAAAAAGUAUACUUGUCGCUAUCGUCUGAAGCAAAAUUUUGCAAAUCCUAUAUAUAAAAAAAAACGAAAUUUUGAAUAUCUUUUUUUUUAACUUAAAUAGUUGAAACAAUGGAUUAAACUGGAUAUGGUGAUUGAAAUAAUUUUGACGGUGCUUCAGACCAUAACGACAAGUAUACGUUUCGAUAAUCUCUUUGGUCUCUUUUUUCUUUUGUCACAUGUGUGAAAGUUGAGACAUCGCGUCUACCAGAUUUUAAUACGGGUAACUUCAGGCGACCAUACGUGAGAGAUGUGCCAUAAAAAAGGAAG
Messenger RNA from Neodiprion virginianus, 1429 nucleotides. RefSeq names its product UPF0235 protein C15orf40 homolog. Gene Ontology annotation, cellular component: cytoplasm. The transcript is spliced from 4 exons. NCBI's taxonomy places the organism in Eukaryota, Metazoa, Arthropoda, Insecta, Hymenoptera, Diprionidae. The record is from RefSeq and is a predicted model, not a curated record. Bases 141 to 608 code for a protein of 155 amino acids.